This is a messenger RNA of Phycodurus eques (leafy seadragon), 3853 nucleotides long. RefSeq names its product semaphorin 7A (gene sema7a). Gene Ontology annotation, biological process: negative regulation of axon extension involved in axon guidance; regulation of inflammatory response; positive regulation of macrophage cytokine production. The record is from RefSeq and is a predicted model, not a curated record. The coding region runs from base 58 to 2016 and encodes 652 amino acids. NCBI's taxonomy places the organism in Eukaryota, Metazoa, Chordata, Actinopteri, Syngnathiformes, Syngnathidae. Gene Ontology annotation, molecular function: chemorepellent activity; integrin binding; semaphorin receptor binding. The transcript is spliced from 14 exons.
UGCCUGCAUGUGGAUCAGUCGCUUCGGGAUGAGGAUGACCACUCAUGAGUGCACAAGAUGAAGCUGAUUCAAAGUCUCUUCCUGUCUUUUCUGGCACAUUUUCAAUGGACCCUCAAUGUCAGCUCAGAGGGCACGCCGACUUUUGGAUCGAAGAAUAUUCCCAGACUUCUGAGCAAAGAUGUCAUCCAAGGAAGAUUUGACUUCCCUGUUUAUCAAAACCACACUGUUUUAUUUUAUCAUGAAGACUCCGGGGAGUUUUACAUAGGAGGGACAAACUUUGUGUUCAAGCUUGACUUGGAUCGCUUUCAAAUCAUUGAGGAAAUCCGUCUGGAGGCCACAAGGGAAGAGCAUAGCCAGGAGGGUCCUUGUGAAAAUGUCAUCACUGUCAUCGAGAAGUUUGGAGACAGUCUGUUUGUCUGCGGGACCAACGGACACAGGCCUCACUGCUGGAAGCUUGCGAGUUCUUCGGCUGACGUGAUAGAGGAUCAAGACGGGACGGGCAUCUCUCCGUUUACGCACACACAGAACUCACUGUCUCUCAGAGUUGAGGGGGAUCUAUACGCUGUGGCACCGCUGAAUACUGAUGGGAGCUGCUUGCAGUUCAGAAGGAAAGCCGGCAGGAGAGCCAACGUCUGGAUGUAUGACAGUUGGGUUUCAGAGCCCACAUUUGUGUCUGCCUCCUGGGUGAAGCGAAAAGACGACCCCGAGAAUGAAAAGAUUUUCCUCUUUUUCCGCGAAAAGAACUCUGAUCAAAACCCAGAGGCCGAGCCGUGGAUUUCCAGAGUGGCCAGAGUUUGUAAGACUGAUGAAGGCGGAUCAAAGCGAUUUUUCCAGAACACGUGGACAUCUUUUCUCAAGGCUCGACUGGUCUGCGGCUUCCCAGAACAUUCCCUGUAUUUCAACCAUCUGCAGGACGUCUACAUACAACACGCAGAAGACUGGCGGCACACGAGGGUCUACGCCCUCUUCACCAGCAGCUGGAACGCCACUGCAGUUUGUAGUUAUUCCAUGCAGACCAUUGAAGGCAUUUUUGACAACUCCACCUUCAAGGGCUAUGACAAGGCUGUUCCAGAACCAAGGCCAGGAACUUGUGUGCGCAACAGCCGCGUAUUGCCGCUGGCCACCAUCAGCGUGGUGAGGGAUCAUCCCGAAAUGAGCGACUGGGUCCACUCUGUACACUACACGACUCCGUUCUACGUCAGCAACAACAACUACACCAAGUUAGCCGUGGACCGCGUCCGGGCGGCGGAUCGGCGUGUGUACAGUGUUCUCCUGCUAGCCACUGACUCUGGGAAGAUCCAUAAAAUUCUAGAGUCGGGAUCCGAACCUUUCAUCAUCUCCCAAACACAAAUCCCCAGUCUGUCCGGCAUACAGUCGAUGAAACUGGACUCCAAAAAGAAAAAACUAGUGGUGAGUUUUGCAGAGAAAACCAUUGUGUUAGACCUCCGGAGUUGCGAUAUGUAUAACAAAUCCUGCGCAGACUGCGUUCUGGCUCGGGACCCCUAUUGUUCCUGGACUACAUCUGGAUGCACCCCAACUGUCCCUGAGGGCAUUCAAAAUAUUUUGGAUGGGAAAACGAGUGUGUGCUCUGCAUCAACAUCAGAACAUAGUCAAUUAAACCGGACGAGAAGGAACGCUGCAUCGCCCGUAGACUUGGAUUUAACUCUGCCCCUUGUGCCCGUGGGUGUCCCUUAUUACCUGACGUGCCCAAUUGACUCUUACCACGCCGUCUACACGUGGAAACACGGAGACCAGAUCAGUCCUUGUCUACAGAUGCACUCCAACUGCCUCCUCCUCAUGUCCGCCAAGACCCCCACGAGCUACGGCAGCUACGAGUGCAUCUCGGAAGAGAGGGACUACGUCACUGUGGUGAAGAGAUAUCAUCUGACGGAGCGAGUCGACCAGCGUACCAAGGCCGACCGAGGUAAAGCAUCGGCCGUAGCAGCCCAGACAUUGUGGAUCACACUUGGACUUAGUGUUUCGCUGCAAACGCUUCUAAGCUUCUCUCAUGAAUAAGACAGACUGAAAAUGUGGCUUCAACAUAUUCAGUCCUCUUUCGUCCAGCUCGAAAGCUCAGAGAAUAUACAGGACAAUCCGCUCUCAUUUGAAAACAAAACCACUUUUGUGAACUGGACAGGCAAUGUCGGUAACCCUUAUAAUUCUUAUAUCAUACUGCACAGGUGUUAACAUCAAAAUAAUGCACCAGAAGUGUGCAUGACAUAUGCAGCGAAGACUCUCUGUAACUUCUGCUACCAGAUCUUAGAGCAGUCGAGUUGUAUCACUUCUCCAUACUUCCUUGACACCAAUGACUACUUUUCUAUGCCACUUUGUGCCCUAAGAUUACAGGAACAGCCCCAAAAACACUAGUGAGUUCUUUAACAAAGAGUUGAGGAUCGGUUCUGAAUUCCUGAAAGGUGAAUAAGUGAAUUCCGAAAUAGCGAAUUGUGAAUAGGCGGUGGCCAUUCUUUUAUUAUGAUCAUUUUUUUUUCUUGACCUGAAAAAUGGAUCCUACUUCGUCUAGCCACUUUCUUAUCCCUACGCAUAACUACGUUUGAGCUGCGAAAAUAUAUCCGCUCUAGUGGCUGGAAUACAGUAUAUCCCACCAGGUCAUCGUGGGGCUUUUCCACGGCACGACAACGAGGCGCUCUAAAGCAGUAAGGCCAGAGUGAAGCCCUGGUCCAAACGCUGGCUUUCACGUCAGACCUUUAAAAAAACGUUUCCCCUCUCCACUGCAUGACGUGCACGCACUCACAAGCAACAAGCAACAAGGCGCUUUAAUGCGGUCACGCCAGCAGACUAAACUUUGUUAACCAAUAAAAAAAAAAAAAAUAGUCAGCUUGAGGGGCAAAGCCGAUGAAUGUACAGUAUGUGAUGAACACUAACACAACUCAUUACCUAUAAUAUGUUUAAUCAUUUUAGUGUAAUUUUGUACAAGCACUACACUAAGUAGCCUUAGCACUAACACCACAAGAGAGGUAUCCUGCCCGGUCCACCUCUGAGUUAACCAGAGUCGCCGUGGCACAGACAGCGUAGCGUCGGCAUGAUUUUGCAACUGUUAUUUGAAGGUGAAAACUGAAGCAAUCCCAUUUAUAUGUAUUUGUAUGUAUUGUGUUGUGUGUGUCCUCUGCGUCCUCAGCUUCAUCCUCACAGUGAGUCAGUGCUCCGGAGUGCUCGUUCACAAACAGUGAGGCGUGCACAUGUUGAGACAGGUGGUUUAGUCCACACGCAGCAGUGCAGUCUGGCUCUCUUCCAGCCAUUUGUGCGAGUGUAUUUGUGUGCAGAAGGGUGGAGGCACCGUGAGUCCUUCAAUGGAUUUCCCCGUUUUGUGUCCCACCACCUACCUCUGCUGAGAACGACUAACGGACAAGGAGGCCUAUGUGAACGUGCAAUAAGACAGCCUUUGUUACAGAGUAGACAACGUCUAACCUCUCAAAUAAUUUGGAUUUUAUUUCAACUACUAAUGAUCAUCUUUAUGUUUCUUAUGGCUAUUUAUAUCUGUGAAUUAUACUGUAGAUUUACUUGCAAAUGACAUUUUUGGUACAAUAUAACAAUAUUGUUUAUUUUUUUUUACAUUGUCUCUGAAGUUUAUUUUUUGAAAUAUAUUUUCAGUUAAUGUAUCAGUCGCCAUCCAAUGAAAAGCGUGAAACACAAAGAAAAAAUAUGUUUAUUUAUUUGCAAAAUGAUCAUUUAAAAAUCAUCCAAAUGUAGUGAUCCACGCUUUUCAUUUGACAGUGAAAUUGUCAGUUUAUUAAAAAAAAAAAAAAAAAAAAUGAUAAGAAGUCUCAUCACAUGAAGAUUGUGUGCAGGUGUGAUUGUUUUGGCUUAUUGUUGCAAUAAAAAGAUGAGAACCUAA